This is a messenger RNA of Trichoderma citrinoviride, 1008 nucleotides long. Its product is annotated as purine and uridine phosphorylase. Gene Ontology annotation, biological process: nucleoside metabolic process. Lineage: Eukaryota; Fungi; Ascomycota; Sordariomycetes; Hypocreales; Hypocreaceae. Gene Ontology annotation, molecular function: catalytic activity. The transcript has a single exon. Bases 1 to 1008 code for a protein of 335 amino acids. The record is from RefSeq and is a predicted model, not a curated record.
AUGGAGCGAUCAACUACAAGCCUCCAGCCGAGCGACUACACCGUGGGUUGGAUCUGCGCCCUGCCGAUAGAGCUGGCUGCGGCGCAGGAGAUGCUGGACGAGGAACACGAAAUCAUCGACGAUAAAAACACCUGCUCAUACACACUUGGCCGUAUCGGAGACCACAAUGUCGUCCUGGCGACGCUUCCAGCUGGUCAAACGGGUACAAACUCGGCCGCGGCUGUUGCUGUCCAGCUGCAGUCGGAUUUCCCUGCGAUGCGAUUUGGGCUGAUGGUGGGAGUUGGCGGAGGCGUGCCGGGGGUUGAAGAUGUUCGACUUGGUGACGUUGUUGUCAGUCAGCCGCAGUCGAUGCAUGGAGGCGUGGUGCAAUAUGACCUGGGCAAGACACGACCUGGUGGGUUCGAGCGGACUGGCUUUCUGAACACGCCUCCGACGGUUCUUCUUAACGCUCUCGCACAGCUGCAAGCUCGUCAGUUGAGGUACAAAGACAUGCUGUCGGUUCACAUCUCCCGCGUCAAACAUCUGCCUCAUUUCUCUCGUGAGAGCGCUGGAGUUGAUCACCUCUAUGAGGCUACCUAUCAACACGUCGGAGCCUCUACCUGCGACGGCUGUUCAAAACAAAAUCUCAUCGACCGUCCUGUCCGCAACGGGCCAGGGGUCAGGGUCCAUCACGGUACGAUCGCAUCCGGGAAUCAAGUUAUGAGAGACGGCGUGGCUCGAGAUAAGCUCAGUGAGGAGCUUGGCGGUGUUCUCUGCUUCGAGAUGGAAGCUGCUGGGCUCAUGAACCGGUUCCCGUGCCUCGUCAUACGGGGAAUCUGCGACUAUGCCGACUCACACAAGAAUGCGAGCUGGCAGCCCUACGCCGCUCUCACUGCCGCUGCCUACGCGAGGGAACUGUUGUCUGUGGUGCCCGCUGUUCGAGAUCCUCCAAUGCUGAGCGAGAUGUUUGGUAAGGUCCUCAACUGUCCGAACUUGGCCUUGGAAAAUCCUAGUAACCUUCUCUCUUAG